Molecule: messenger RNA, 559 nt
Organism: Teleopsis dalmanni
Lineage: Eukaryota; Metazoa; Arthropoda; Insecta; Diptera; Diopsidae
Product: translation initiation factor IF-2-like
Exons: 2
Coding region: 20-442 (140 amino acids)
Source: RefSeq, a predicted model, not a curated record
UUGCAAUCAUCACCUUGAAAUGAGAGCUGUAACACUAACGCUGCUUUUUGCACUUAUAUUAGCAGUCUUAGCACAUGCUCAACGUGGUCCACCAGGUCGUGGACCACCUGGUCGUGGGCCACCAGGACGCAAUCCAUUUGGACCAGGACGUCCUGGAAGACCGGGACGACCACGACCAGGCGGACCAGGUCCAGGUCCAGGACCAGGACCAGGCAGACCAAGACCGAGCCGUGGAACAAGACCGCCAUGUAGUUCUUCUACAGUAUCUUCUACAGUAUCUUCAACAGUAUCUUCAACAGUGACAGCCACUACAACGACAGAUGCAACCACUGAUGCUACCACCGAAGCAUCAACCGAUUCAGGCAGUACUGAAGUAACUACUGUAACUACAGACACUGAAGCAACUACAGUGGAGGACGACAUUGAUACCACAGUAGGCUAAAAGUACAGUCCCAAAACUUGUAACCUGGUUUUUGUUGUAAGAACAAGAAAUAGAAAUUAUAUAAUCGCCAAGUAAAACACAAUAAAUGGAAAUUCUUAAUAAUCCGUAUUUACAAUU